CCCCAGUCAGUCCCGCUGUGGUAGGACAGCGCUAGCUUCCUGCUUUUAUGUUUCUGAUGCGAGUAUGGUCGCGGAGCCAGACCUGUGAUAUCAGUACUAACUCACUGUAACAGUUUCUGUCGGCACAAUUAAUGUCUCCUCGAUAAGAAUCGUCAUAGCCUUAAAUAUGCUAUAAAUCAUUGAAACGUAGGAGUGGACUGCUUGCAAUAACCUGAGUUUGACUGGGCUCCCACUGCUCUGGGUGCAGAUCUGAUGGGGUUUGGGGAGGACCUGUGGUGUCCCCAGGCCCACGCGGCCCUGAUGCGGCUGCAAGACUCAGAGCUACGUCUGAUGGAAGUGAUGAAGAAGUGGAUGAGCCAGCGGUCCAAGAGCGACCGGGAGUUCUCUGUUCAGCUGCAUCAGAUGGCUGCCAUGGUUGAGAAACUGGAGGGGCCCCAGCCUGGGGGAGGACUGGACUACAUCAGCCAGCUCAACCAGUCGUGGGGUGUACUGGUGGCUCAGACGGAGAGUUUGAGUCGUGUGAUGCGGCGGCAGUCUGAGGACCUGCAGGUUGGGCCUCUCAGCAAACUGACCCUGCUGAUCAGAGACAAGCAGCAGCUCAGGAAGACAUACGCAGAGCAGUGGAGCCAGCUCAGCCAGGAGCUCAGCAGGGUGACCCAGACAGAGCUGGAGAGGCUGAAGGCCAGCUACAGACAGCUGGUGAGGGAUGCAGCGCAGGCAAAGAGGAAGUACCAGGAGGCCAGUAAAGAUAAAGAGCGUGAGCGUGCGAGGGAGCGCUAUGUGAAGGCUACUCUGAGGCUCCAUGAGCUUCAUAAUGAGUAUGUGCUGUCAGUCAGAGCAGCCCAGGUGUACCAUCAGCACCACUACAGCCAGGCCCAACCUGCCCUGCUCAUGGCACUACAGAGGCUACAGCAGGAGAUGGUACUCGUACUGAAGGAGAUCCUGCAGGAGUACUAUGACAUGUCGAGUAUGCUCCAACAGGAGGUAGUAUCUGUCCACGAGGAGAUGUCUACUGCUCUGAAGGCCAUAGAGCCACACAGAGAGUACGAGAGCUUCAUCCAGCAGAACAGGUCUGUAGGGGAGGUUCCGGUGUGUGUGGAGUUUGACUCUGGUCUUCUGGAGAACACAGAUCGACUAAAGACUGGAGAGCUGGAACUAAAUGAGCUUACAGUGGAGGGGAUCCAACACAGGUUGACUGCAGUGGAAGAGGAACUGCUGUCUCUUGCUGGUAAUGUGGUUUCCCAACAGGCCGCAGUCAACCAGCUGGAGUUGGAGCUGGAGGCAGAGGAAGAGGGCAUCAAACGGGGUCAGAGGGUUUACCAGUUCAGUAAGAGGCAUGCGCUGGAGGAGAGCCGACAGCAGGUGAUGCUGUCCCUGGGAGCUAGAACCAGGCUGGAGGCCCAGAGGUUGCUGCUGAAGGGGAAGCUGGAAUGGCUGGGAUCCAGUGAACCCCCACCUGCCCUGGGGCUGGAAGAGGACCGUAUCUCCCUCUCCUCCAUCACCUCUAGUGAGAGGGACGGCCUCAGAAACCUCAGUGUGGACGGCGUCAUAAGCCACCUCAGCGGCCUGUUCAAACCCAAAUACACGGUGCCCCCUGCCCUGUCCCCAGUCCCAGAGGUAGAGCGCCCCCUGGAGCAGCAGAACUGGUACCACGGAGUCAUUCCCAGGCUGGAAGUCCAGGAGCUGCUGAGGAGUGAUGGAGACUUCCUGGUCAGACAGAGUCAGGGCAAACAGGAGUAUGUCCUCUCUGUCCACUGGGCUGGCUCUUGCAGGCACUUCCUUAUCCAGAGCACAGACAAUAUGUACCGCCUGGAUGGAGAGGGAUUCCACACCGUUCCCAUGCUGAUGAACCACCUGGUCUCGUCACACCAACACGUCACCAAGAGGUCCGACAUUGUCCUGAAGAGACCUGUCCUAAAGGACAAGUGGGUUCUGGAACACGAUGAUGUCAUCCUGGGGCAGAGCAUUGGCCGGGGUAACUUUGGGGAGGUGUACAGUGGCCGUCUGCUUUCUGAUAACACCCCUGUAGCUGUGAAAGCCUGCAGAGAGAACCUGGCCCCAGAACACAAGAACAGGUUCCUUAUGGAGGCCAGGAUCCUGAAGCAGUAUGACCAUCCUAACAUAGUGAAGCUGAUUGGUGUCUGCACACAGAAACAACCCAUCUAUAUCAUUAUGGAGCUGGUACAAGGGGGAGACUUCCUGUCCUUCCUGCGCUGUGAAGGUCACAACCUGAAGUCAAGUAUGCUGGUGAAAAUGGCAGAGAAUGUGGCAUCUGGCAUGGAGUAUCUGGAGAGCAAGAAAUGCAUCCACCGGGACCUGGCAGCCCGUAACUGUCUGGUGGGAGAACAGAGCAGGGUGAAGAUAAGUGACUUUGGGAUGUCUCGCGAGCAGCAGGACGGGGUCUACUCUGCCGCGGGGGGCCUCAAACAGAUCCCUAUCAAAUGGACAGCCCCCGAAGCCCUCAACUAUGGGAGGUACACCACGGAGAGUGACGUGUGGAGUUUUGGAGUUCUCCUAUGGGAGAUAUUCUCCAGGGGAGUCACCCCCUACACCAGCAUGACCAACCAGCAGACACGGGACGAGGUGGAGAAAGGAUACCGGAUGCUAGCCCCAAACUCCUGUCCUCCAGAUGUGUAUGCCAUUAUGUGUCGCUGCUGGCAGUACGACAGCAGGAACCGGCCGUCCUUCAGCAAACUCAGGACCGAACUCAGUGCUUUGUACCACAAAGUGUCCUUACUCAAGUGACUUGUUUGAUUCUCUUUUACCUUUUCAUAUGGAGUAGAUGUUGCCUUUAUUUAAUAUACAUUGAUUAUAGAGAACCAGAUGCUAUGUGAUCUUGAAUUGACCAUAUUUAAGUAGUGAUAAUCCACAAGGCUGUGAGCCCACAGGUAGUAUAAGUACACAGGACGUGUGUAUUGUAAACAUUAGUACCAUAUUCUACAAAUAGAAUAUUCUAUAUCUGGUGAAUGUUGCUAUUGUUUACUGUAUUACACUACUGUAAAUGUUCAAAUUUAAUGUUCCUAUUAUAUCAGCUUGAAAUAGUUGAUGGGAUCUUUUUCUCUGUUGUCUUGUCUUUUUUAUUAAACACUGAACAAAAAUGUGAACGCAA
Messenger RNA from Salmo salar (Atlantic salmon), 3109 nucleotides. Its product is annotated as tyrosine-protein kinase Fes/Fps. NCBI's taxonomy places the organism in Eukaryota, Metazoa, Chordata, Actinopteri, Salmoniformes, Salmonidae. The record is from RefSeq and is a predicted model, not a curated record. Gene Ontology annotation, biological process: peptidyl-tyrosine phosphorylation. Gene Ontology annotation, molecular function: non-membrane spanning protein tyrosine kinase activity; ATP binding.